Messenger RNA from Vanderwaltozyma polyspora DSM 70294, 1245 nucleotides. RefSeq lists its product as uncharacterized. NCBI's taxonomy places the organism in Eukaryota, Fungi, Ascomycota, Saccharomycetes, Saccharomycetales, Saccharomycetaceae. The annotation marks the transcript as partial. The record is from RefSeq and is a predicted model, not a curated record. Gene Ontology annotation, biological process: lipid metabolic process. The transcript has a single exon. Gene Ontology annotation, molecular function: phosphoric diester hydrolase activity.
UGGGUUCUAAUACUUGUUGGAUAUCUAUCUCUCGUUUACACCAUAUUAACACUAACAAUAUGGAGUAAUGAGGAAACUAUGUACUCUAAUAUAGCAACAAGGUGUUCUUCUCUAAAUGACGCUUUCGAUGAAGUGUCUUCUAUGGGUUUGACAGGAGAAAAUCUAAUCACUUACUUCCAAAAUAACUCUAAAAGCAUUUUAAGUGACAAAAUGUUUUACCAAGAACAUCAAGUAAAUGAAAAAGUAAACGAUUCGACAAAAUUAUAUGAAAUCCUACGUUAUUACUUAUUUAAUUCAAGUGUUAGUAAUAAUUGUUCAUUGGAAAAUUCUAUUCCUGCAAAAUUAACAAAAAAUGUCAAACCAAUUCCAGUUCAUUCCCAUAAUGAUUAUUGGAGAGACUUCCCUUUAUUUGAAGGUCUGGCAGUAGGAGCUACUAGCACUGAAGCUGAUGUUUGGAUAAUUAAGAAUAAGCUUCCAAAGGAUACUGACUUAGUUAACGAAUGGGACGCUUAUACAUUAGCUGUAGGUCAUAGUAAACACGGAUUGAAGCCAGAGAUUGAUAAUCUCGAAUCAUUGUAUACAGGACCGUUAUUGGAAUUGCUAGAUAGUGUUAAUUGCAACGAUACUAGUGAUAAAAAUUCUGAGCCUAGAGGUGUAUUUUAUGAUUAUCCCAAUACUACUGUAUUUUUGCACAUUGAUUUUAAAUCCAAGGAUAGUAAGUUAGUUUAUGACAUACUUAUGAACAAGUAUUUACAACCUUUGAUUCAAAAAGAUUAUGUUACUUAUUAUGAUAUGGAGAAUUCGGAAAUAAAAUGGAAGCCUGUAACGGUAGUUUUAACUGGUGCCUCCCCAAACAGUCUAUCGAUAAUUGAUGGUAAUGAUUUAGAAAAAGGUUACUUUCAUGAUAAUAAAAGAUAUGGUUUUCCAGAGUCUGUUUUGGAUGACCUGGAUUCAACAGAUAAUGGAUUCUCUCUAGCCACUUCUACAUCUUUUUCAAAACUUUUGAAAGAUUGUAAGUCAAGUGUUUCCAAAGUAAAGACACAAGGUAAACUAUCAGAUGAUCAAAUAAGUUGUAUUAAAAGGUUUGUUGAUGAUGCACACGGAAAGAAUUUGAAAACAAGAAUUUGGGAUGUUCCUGAGGGUCCUGAUACGUUUACAAAAGAAGUUUGGACUCAAGAAAUUCAUCAACUAGGAAUUGACCUUCUUAAUGUUGAUGAUCUUUUCGAAGCAUCAAAAUUAUUUUAG